Anopheles nili is the source of this 3042-nucleotide messenger RNA. RefSeq names its product dipeptidyl peptidase 9. Gene Ontology annotation, biological process: proteolysis. The coding region runs from base 1 to 3042 and encodes 1013 amino acids. The transcript is spliced from 8 exons. NCBI's taxonomy places the organism in Eukaryota, Metazoa, Arthropoda, Insecta, Diptera, Culicidae. The record is from RefSeq and is a predicted model, not a curated record. Gene Ontology annotation, molecular function: serine-type peptidase activity; dipeptidyl-peptidase activity.
AUGGAUGGCAGCAGUGGUGGUGGCGGCGGUGGUGCAAACAGUGGCUCACCGAGUGCAGCACACCCAGGCUCCGCAUCCUGUCUGAUGGCCACGGACACGUUUUUCAACCGCCACGUUCCGGUGUUCUCUUCCCGGCACGACGGGAGCAACGGUGCGGUCGGUGGCGGGUCAUGCACGGGAUUUUCGAACGGAGUCCCCACUCCCGGACGAUGGGGGACACCGGGUGAAGGACUGCCAGCGUCCGGCAGUUCGCAACCGCGCAAGAAAAGCUGGUCUGAGCUGAAAAGCAUCGUCAGCGAAACACGCCAUCAAAUGGCCACGACAAUGGCCGCGUCAUUUCCGAUGAACGUCAACUUCCGCACGCUGUCCGACGGAAGGACACGGGUGUACUUUCUGAGUCCGCCUGAAGCGAUUCUGUUCUACGUGGACGUUCCACUUGAGGUGAUCGGCAAAGCAGCGAACAACACCGACGAAGACGAUAGCGAUAUUGAGGAUGUUGUACGCCUGGCCAACUCUCGGCACCUCGUGUGGCAUCAACUGCUCGAGUCCGUGCUGGGUCACCUGCCCACGAGCAACUCGCGUGAGGUGCAACUUCUGCUCGAACGAAAGCGACUCUCUAUUUGGGGUAUCACCUCCUACGAACUGCACAAAGCGAGCGGAAAAAUAGUCUUCCCGGCCUGUAACACGCUCUAUCAGUGUCUGGACACUGGCUACGAGGAAAACACGCUGUUCCCUUCGGAGCUGCGUAUCUUUCAGCGAGCGGCCGCAAUCGAUCCGCAGAUUUGCCCGCAAAAUUCGGAUCUUGUGGCGUUCGUGUGCAACGGAGACAUUUGGGUGGUGCAUACCCACAGCGGCCAUAGCGAGCGCCUUACGUACGCCCACGACGGGAGACGUUCGCUCGCGGAUGAUCCGCUAACGGCGGGAAUCCCUUCGUAUGUGAUGCAGGAAGAAUUCAGUCGAUAUCAAGGCUUCUGGUGGCAACCGGAAAGUACUGAUGAAAUCUACCGCAUCGUGUACGAGGAAGUAGACGAAAGCGACGUCAGCCUGUUCACGUUUCCAUCUUCGCAAUCGUCUAACCGGGAUUACGAGGAGUAUCGGUUCCCGCGAGCUGGCACUCCGAACGCCAAGUCGAAGCUAAAACUGGUGCAGUUCCGGUUGUCGGAAAAUUUACGCAUCACGGACGUCUGCAUCAAGGAGCUGCAGUGUCCACUAACGUUCGCUUUCCCGUGGUUGGAGUACAUCGUGCGUGUCGGCUGGACACCGGACUCGAAGCACGUUUGGGCUCAACUGCUGGAUCGACCACAGCAGCGUCUCGAGGUAGUCCUGCUGCCAGUGGACAACUUCUGCGAAAUCUACAGCAGUUCUGCACCCUCACCGAACUGUGGUGUGGACGCGUCCCUGAGCACUCCUGCUGCGAAUCACACUGAGCAGCAUUCUCAACAGCAUGCUGGUCAGCAGGUGCAGCAUUCCCAGCGAAAGUUGUCUUCAGGCUGGCGAUCCCCGCUGGAUAAAUCGACCCGUCCCCUGCAGGUGAUCUACUCGGAAACGUCUAGCAGCUGGGUGAACGUGCACGAUGUGCUGCAGUUCAUCGAGAUCUCCGAGCAAGAAGUGACGUUUCUGUGGGCCUCCGAGGAGACCGGCUUUCGUCAUCUGUACUUGGUUACAUCUAGUCUCAAUCCUAGCGGCAGCGACAGCAACAGCAACACCAGCAGUAGCAGCAGCUGUAGUGGUAGCAAUAGCAAUAAUAGUCACGGUAGUAACAGUCAGCCGCAUGAGCACGUGGAAGCGACCGGUUCCCAUGUACAUCCUACCUCGAUCGACAUAGAUCCUUCGCUUCCGUCGAUAGCAUGCGUCGGUAGUACGCUGGUGGCGCGAGUUCUCGCCAAAAUCGCCCUAACCGGAGGCCAAUGGGAGGUGCUAGGACGUAACGUGUGGUACGAUCGAGUACACCGGCUUGUGUACUUCAUGGCUUUGCGGGAAACGCCACUCGAGAAGCACCUGUACGUGGUGAGCCUCGCCAAACCCAACCAGCUACGGUUGCUUACCAUGCACGGGUACUCCUUUACGGUGGAGUUUAAUGACGACUGUACCAUUUUCCUGCAAACGUACUGCAACAUUUACACGCUGCCAUCGUGGGAGCUGGUCAGGAUAAGGCAUCGCAACGAUGGUGGCGCCGCUCUGACGUCGGCGUCGGCCGGAAUCGACGCACUGGAGCUGAUCUCAGUGGGCUACUUGAACGAGGGUGAGCCAUCGGAAAAUACUCAGUACAAUCCCUCCAUUCACAGCCCGCGCAUCUCUACCGGGGAGGUACUUUACGCGAUGGUGUUCAAGCCGCACAAUUUCACGCUCGGCGUCAAAUAUCCGACCGUGCUGAACGUGUACGGUGGGCCGGAAGUGCAAACAGUUAGCAAUACGUUCAAGGGAAUGCGCCAGUUGCGGAUGCAUAUGCUCGCUUCGCAGGGCUAUUGCGUGAUUUGUGUGGAUUCACGUGGUUCCCGGCACCGGGGCGUCGAGUUUGAGUCAUACAUCCGGUGUCGAAUGGGCACCGUCGAGUUGGCGGAUCAGGUCGAGGUCCUGCGGAUAUUGGCCGAACAGCUCGGCUACAUCGACAUGGAUCGCGUGGCGAUACACGGCUGGUCGUAUGGUGGCUAUUUAAGUCUGAUGGGAUUGGUGCAUUAUCCUGACAUAUUCAAAGUGUCCAUUGCCGGGGCACCGGUGACGAGCUGGGUGUACUACGAUACGGGUUACACCGAGCGCUACAUGGACCUGCCCGAUAAUAAUCGUUCCGGGUACGCGGCCGGAUCGGUUCUUAACUACAUCCAGAGGUUCCCCGACGAGGAUAACCGUUUGCUCAUCAUCCACGGACUGAUUGACGAAAACGUGCACUUUUACCAUACGGCGCAGCUGGUCAAUCGGCUCGUCAGCGCGAACAAACCCUACCAUCUGCAGGUGUACCCGAACGAGCGACACUCGCUACGGAAUCUCGAAGCCAGCAAGCACUACGAGACAAAGUUGCUCUCAUUCCUGCAGGACAAUCUCUGA